This is a messenger RNA of Chlamydomonas reinhardtii, 1207 nucleotides long. RefSeq lists its product as uncharacterized. The transcript is spliced from 3 exons. Lineage: Eukaryota; Viridiplantae; Chlorophyta; Chlorophyceae; Chlamydomonadales; Chlamydomonadaceae. The record is from RefSeq and is a predicted model, not a curated record. Bases 132 to 545 code for a protein of 137 amino acids.
CUACGCAUUUUGAGCAGCGACCUUGGGCAACAAACACCGUGGAACAAUUUUUGCGACCUGUAUGGAAUUGUCUUCCCGGACGUGCCGAUCCAUCAUUUAGCGUGUCUUCUAUUGUUCGGGAGUCUGCAAGUAUGGGCGGCGAACUUGCGGAGCGCAAAGCCUCCUCAGCUUCGGCGGGACCCCGCGUUGUGCAAAUGCGGAGAGAGGCCAUUCCAGCCGAGCUGCUCCUGGUAAAAGAGGAUCCCAGCAAACUGCCUGCCGGAGUAUUGCAGACGCGGGAGCAGCUGAAGCAGGCACAGCGGGACAUCAAUUGGGCGGGGAAACGGGAGCAGGUCUUCGCAGCGGUAGCGGCGGGGUGGCACCUUGCGUCCUUCGCGCUGAACCUGGCUUUCUGGGGUGUCGAGGGCAUGCCUCCGGACCGCUACUGGCCCACCAGCCCACGCAUCCGGCUCCAGAUCCGGCCCGGGCGGUACGGCAACAUGGACGGCGGGCAGCGCGUUUACAUGGACUACCUGGCCAGGUCGGAGGGUGUGCCGCUCAACUAGAGGCGCAGGGGGCGCGGAUGUGCCGGGGGCGGCGGAGGCGCAGGCGCGGAGGCGCUGGGGGGCAGGCGUGGCGGCUGCUGGAGAGAGGAGUGGAAUCAGCGAGUGGGCAGCAUGGCGAAGGCGUGGGCGCAGCACAGGGGGGCGGUUCUGUGGACGCAGGGCGUGUCGAAAUGGUGGGCACUGGCGAGCGCAGGCAGGCGGGCAACGGCGAGGCGCGGGUGCGGGUGUCGCGGAAGAGCCGGCGGAGGGGGCCGCAGCUGGCCGGCGCGUCCUACGCAGUGUGAAAGGGGCGCGGACUGUAGCAGCAGAGGGCGCAAUGCUUGCGAAGCCGGCGCUUUGUUGACAGCUUGUCAGGCAGUAGGCGGCGGUGAUACUUGAACUGGUGCGGGCUGCGGAAUGCAACCGCGGGGCAUUGAAGCCCCUGCGGGCACCCACAGAUGGUGGCAGGAUGAAUCGGCAUGGCGUAGAUCGGUAGAUGCGGGGGCGGAUGCCUUGGUAAUUGCCCACCGCCCGGUGCCCGCUGGUAGGACUGAUGGAACCAAUAAGCGGUAAGCCUAAGGUUGCGCACAGACAAUGACUGGCUCAGCCGACUGUAUGACUGGGAUGUGCACGAGUGGCGCAGCCAUGACGCGGGACCGCCUGGAUGGCCACAAUUGGUCAUC